Messenger RNA from Diuraphis noxia (Russian wheat aphid), 940 nucleotides. Its product is annotated as small COPII coat GTPase SAR1B-like. Gene Ontology annotation, molecular function: GTPase activity; GTP binding. The record is from RefSeq and is a predicted model, not a curated record. NCBI's taxonomy places the organism in Eukaryota, Metazoa, Arthropoda, Insecta, Hemiptera, Aphididae. Gene Ontology annotation, biological process: intracellular protein transport.
UAUUUUUAUUUUGYUCAUAGACCAUACAUUUUAUUUAUCAUUAAUUUAGUUAAGGACGUUAAGGUAUAUUCUGUAUAUAAUAUAAAAUAUCUGUUUUUCUUCUACGACUCUAAGUAACUUUGUUAAUAACGUCAACGUAUUCACUUCUCGUCAGUCGUCAACACAGACGUUUUGUAAGAAUCGGAUUGCGGCCAACAAUAAUUGUUACAACAUCAAAAACUAUUUAUCAAUGAACGACACAAAUUUGUGACACUGUUUACUGUACAUUAAACUAUUAUUAAAAAUAAUUUCAUCAAAAAAUGUUUCUUUGGGAUUGGGUUACCGGCGUGCUGGGAUAUUUAGGGUUGUGGAAAAAAUCAGGAAAAUUACUAUUUCUUGGUUUAGAUAAUGCUGGAAAAACUACUCUAUUACAUAUGUUGAAAGAUGAUCGUUUGGCACAACACACUCCAACAUUGCAUCCAACAUCUGAAGAAUUAUCUGUUGGAAACAUAAAAUUCACAACAUUUGAUUUGGGUGGCCAUUCUCAAGCAAGAAAAGUGUGGAAAGAUUAUUUCCCUGCUGUAGAUGCAAUCGUAUUUUUGGUAGACGCUUGUGACAAAUCUAGAAUCAUGGAGAGUAAAAAUGAAUUAGAUUCAUUAUUGCUUGAUGAAUCCUUAUCUAACUGCCCYGUACUCGUUCUUGGUAACAAAAUUGAUAGACAAGGUGCAUUGAAUGAAACAGAAUUAAGAAAUUAUUUUGCAUUGAACCAAACAACUGGAAAAGCUAAAGUACCCAGAUCAGAUCUUCCAGGUCGUCCUUUAGAAGUAUUCAUGUGUUCUGUAUUGAAACGUCAUGGUUACGGAGAAGGGUUCAGAUGGCUGGCACAAUAUAUUGAUUAAUGUUUAUAAUAUAUAUAUAUGCAUAUAUAUAUAUAUUUAAAAAAAUAUAUAUUUUAAUUUUA